GCAGGGGGAAAAGCAGUGUCAACUGUUGGACAUCACUCGAUUUGGAUUCCUUUUGGGCCUAAAUUCACUAUGGCAACUCUCAAGGAUCAGCUGACUGUGAAUCUUCUGAAGGAAGAACAAAGCCCCCAGAAUAAGAUUACAGUCGUUGGGGUUGGUGCUGUUGGCAUGGCCUGUGCCAUCAGUAUCCUAUCGAAGGACUUGGCAGAUGAGCUUGCUCUUGCUGAUGUCACGGAAGACAAAUUGAAGGGAGAGACGAUGGCUCUCCAACAUGGCAGCCUUGUCCUUAGAACACCAAAGAUUGUCUCUGGCAAAGAUUGUCAUGUGACUGCAAACUCCACGCUGGUGAUUAUCACAGCUGGGCCACGUCAGCAAGAGGGAGAAAGCCGUCUUCAUUUGGUCCAGCGUCACGUGAACUUCUUUACAUUCAUCAUUCCUAAUGUCGUCAAAUACAGCCCCAACUGCAAAGUGCUUAUUGUUUCCAAUCCAGUGGACAUCUUGACCUAUGUGGCUUGGAAGAUUAGCGGCUUUCCCAAAAACCGUGUUAUUGGAAGUGGUUGCCAUCUGGAUUCAGCCCGGUUCCGUUAUCUCAUGGGGGAAAGGCUGGGAGUUCACCCAUCAAGCUGUCAGGGGUGGGUCCUUGGGGAGCAUGGAGACUCGAGUGUGUCUGUAUGGAGUGAAGUGAAUGUUGCUGGUGUCUCCCUGAAGUCUCUGCACCCUAAUUUAGGCACUGAUGCUGAUAAGGAACAGUGGAAAGAAGUUCACAAACAGAUGGUUGACAGUGCUUAUGAGGUGAUCGAACUGAAAGGCUACAGAUCCUGGGCCAUUGGACUAUCCGUGGCAGAUUUGGCAGAAAGUAUGAUGAAGAAUCUUAGGCGGGUGCAUCCAAUUUCCACCAUGAUUAAGGGUCCCUAUGGAAUAAAAGAUGACGUCUUCCUUAGUGUUCCUUGCAUCUUGGGACAGAAUGGAAUCUCAGAUGUUGUGAAGGUGACUCUGACACCAGAGGAAGAGGCCCGUUUGAAGAAGAGUACAGAUACACGUUGGGGGAUCCAAAAAGAGCUGCAGUUUUAAAGUCUUCUAAUGUCGUGCCAUUU
Messenger RNA from Rhinolophus ferrumequinum (greater horseshoe bat), 1091 nucleotides. RefSeq names its product L-lactate dehydrogenase A chain-like. The record is from RefSeq and is a predicted model, not a curated record. Gene Ontology annotation, biological process: carboxylic acid metabolic process. Gene Ontology annotation, molecular function: L-lactate dehydrogenase (NAD+) activity. Gene Ontology annotation, cellular component: cytoplasm. Bases 70 to 1068 code for a protein of 332 amino acids. The transcript has a single exon. NCBI's taxonomy places the organism in Eukaryota, Metazoa, Chordata, Mammalia, Chiroptera, Rhinolophidae.